Molecule: messenger RNA, 1403 nt
Organism: Exophiala xenobiotica
Lineage: Eukaryota; Fungi; Ascomycota; Eurotiomycetes; Chaetothyriales; Herpotrichiellaceae
Exons: 3
Coding region: 183-1382 (399 amino acids)
Source: RefSeq, a predicted model, not a curated record
AUCUAUGAGUCCGGAGUAGGACCUUGCACGAUUCGUGAAUCGAGCUGAGCGAAGCCUGAUCUGUCUGCAAGGCUCUCAUUGUGUCAGUGCUAAGCCAGUGAAAGCCGACCCUGAACCUUUCUGCACUGGAACUUCGAAUUGUUUCCACACUCGCGCAAGAUUGCCAGCUAACUACCAGCAUCAUGACUAACUGGAUCCUGGGUGACAAAUUCCACGAGCGUUACCCUCAUCUGAGCGGUGUCAAAGCCUUGUGGGAAACGAAGUGGAAAUUCCCAUGCUCUCUAAGUGUCUACCCAUUCCACGAUGGCAGACUUGAAGACUUUGCCCCAAUCUUUGAGAACUUGAUCAAAGACAAUGUCAACGAUGCCUAUUCUGACAAAUAUACCGAAUACUUCCUGCCAACUGCCGAAAAGCUCACUGACGAGGCGCUCUCCGCUCAGGCGUCGGACCGUGUCAAAGCAGCCGAUCUCUUCAAACGCGCUGCAUGUGUCUAUCGCAUAUCUCGCUUUCCUUCCCUCGAUGCAGGCCCUGGACUGAAGAAGAAGAUAUUCGAGUUGCAGAAACAGGUGUACCUAAGAGGCGCAAGCUUGUGGGACGCUCCUAUAAAAGAGAUCAAGAUUCCACAUACCGCAGCUGAAGGUCAAGAAGGUAAGGAGAUACCGCUAUUCGUGAGGCUGCCGCCGGGCGCGAGCAGUAACAAGAAGUGCCCUGUGGUACUCCUUAUUACGGGCCUCGACGGUCACCGGCCAGAUAACACAGGCCGGACAGAUGAUUUCAUAGCACGAGGUUGGGGCUCUGUCAUCACCGAGAUCCCAGGCACUGCAGAUUGUCCUGCAGACCGCCGCGAUCCAAAGUCCCCAGAUCGAUUGUUUACCGCCAUCCUGGACUGGAUGGAUGGGCAGUCGCAGUUUAACAUGAAGACAUGCAUUGUUUGGGGUCUCUCUGCUGGAGGAUACUAUGCCAUUCGGGUUGCGCACACCCAUCACACGCGCCUGGCUGGCAGUAUCGGGCAAGGUGCUGGAACGCACCUGUUUCUGUCCCGAGAGUGGCUGGAGCACGUUGAUGACCAUGAAUAUCCCUUCGUCCUUAGCGAAGCUUACGUCUCCAAAUACGGCUAUAAGGAUUGGGAAGAACUCCUGGAAAAAGCACAGAAGGACUAUAGUCUGGUUGAAAAUGGGAUAGUGAACGGACCAUGUUGCAGGCUGCUUCUUGUCAACGGCACUUGGGACGGGCUCAUGCCCAUUGAAGACAGCAUGCUCCUCAUGAACUAUGGACGCCCAAAAGAAGCCAGAUUCUACGAGAAGAUGCUGCACAUGGGAUAUCCGCCUGCCAAUGAGUGCAUCUGGCCCUGGAUGGGAUCCGUUAUGGCCACUGCUGUGUAGAACGGUAAUCAAUUCUCAUCC